Phasianus colchicus (ring-necked pheasant) is the source of this 2428-nucleotide messenger RNA. NCBI's taxonomy places the organism in Eukaryota, Metazoa, Chordata, Aves, Galliformes, Phasianidae. The record is from RefSeq and is a predicted model, not a curated record.
CAUCUACAACCUUUCCUGCAGCAGACAGACAGACAGAAGCCUGCCAGGGAUGUCUGGAUGACACUACGCACCGCAACAGAAACUGUCUCCAAAGGCUGCUCUGUCUUCGAUUGACCGCACUCCAGGUAGAGAUUUGACAAGUGUUGUGCCACUAAUAUCAUAAAUAACGAAGAUGGCUGAAUGGCUGUAAGUAUGUACUUACUUUAUCUGUAUGGGCGAACAAUCAGAAACACGUGCUUACUUCUCUAGUGGGAAAUCUAUAGUAACCUAAAAAAUGCAUCUAUAUAUCUUUAGCAGUAGCAAUGUGUAAUAUACUCACAGGCAUGCAUCCUUGAGCAUGAAGACAGACUCUGAUGCACCCUGAUCUUUGCACAGCUCAGGGUCACAUUGCUCUUGGCUGUGCUCUAUGGCUGUCGGAGCUCGGCGGGAGACAGACACACGACCACAUAAUUGAUCAGAAAGUCUCAACUUUAAUCAGCAAGGUUGCGUGCAUUUAUGUUGGCGCUAAUGAAGCUCAUAUAUAUUGCAAAGCCCGAGCUCCUGAUAGGCUCUUCAGCUACUUGUAGACCACGCUAUUUGUCUUUCUCAUUUCUACAUUCUGCUUCCUUCUUUUCACAUUCUGUUACAUUGCUCAAGGGUGCCUGUUGCAUUGCUCAAGGGUGCCUGUUGCAUUGCUCAAGGGUGCCGUGUCCUUGUCUUGUUUACUCUCACCUCAUCAGCCGAAUACUGUCUAUGUGGCCUUUCUCAGCAAGCCAGGACUCAAUCACACUCUCCACAUAUGGCCACCGGCAGGCAUACGCUGCCUGCUACAACAGGAGCUUGGUACAUGAUGGUGGAUUUCACCCCGGCAUUGGGUGUUCUCCUCCACCUCAGGGUGGGUGACAUCUCCCAUCCUCACCAGCUCGCAGCCAUCCUGUGCCAUGAGUGACCACGCAGAGCUGGUGAGCCACCUGCGGGCAGCCUGGCUCUCAGGGAGGACACGGCCCUUGGAAUACCGUACAGCCCAGCUGGAGGCCCUGGGCCUCUUCCUAGAGGAGAAGAAGCAGGACAUCCUGGAGGCCACUGCCUUGGACAUGCGCAAGCCAUCCUUCGAAGUGGAACUCUCUGAGAUCUCCGUCUGCAGGAGUGAGCUCAACCACACGCUGAACAACCUGGCUGCCUGGAUGAAGGACGAGAACGUGGACAAGAACUGGGCAACGCAGCUGGACUCGGCCUUCAUCCACAAGGACCCCUAUGGGGUAGUGCUCAUCAUCGGGCCCUGGAACUACCCCAUCAACCUCCUCCUAGUGCCCCUCAUUGGGGCCAUCGCUGCUGGCAACUGCGUUGUGCUGAAACCCUCCGAAAUCAGCAGGAACAUGGAGAGGCUGGUGGCCGAGGCACUGCCCAGCUACCUUGACAAGGACUGCUUCGCCGUGGUGACUGCUGGCGUGGAGGAGACCACCAGGCUGCUGGAGAACAAGUUUGACUACAUCUUCUUCACUGGCAGCCCCUCAGUGGGCAGGAUUGUGAUGACAGCUGCUGCCAAACACCUGACACCGGUGACUCUGGAGCUGGGGGGCAAGAACCCCUGCUACGUGUCCGACACCUGCAAUGUGCAGAACGUGGCCCGGCGGGUGGCCUGGGGACGCUUCUUCAAUGCGGGGCAGACCUGUGUUGCGCCUGACUACAUCCUGUGCAGUGUGGAGAUGCGGGAGAGGCUGGUGCCUGCCCUGCGUGAGGCCAUCACUGAGUUCUAUGGCCCCGAACCCCGCGAUUCCCCUGACUUCGCCCGCAUCGUGGGAGACAAACAGUUCAAUCGCGUGCAGGCGCUGCUGAGCAGCGGGCGUGUGGCCAUCGGGGGAGAGACAGAUGAGAAGGAGCGCUACAUCGCCCCCACAGUGCUGGUGGACGUCCAGGAGGAUGACCCGGUGAUGCGGGAGGAGAUCUUUGGUCCUGUGUUGCCCAUUUUGACAGUGACCAGCGAGGAGGAUGCCAUCACCUUCAUCAACGCCCGGGAACGGCCACUGACACUCUACGUCUUCUCCUCCAGCACAAAGGUGGUUCGCCGGCUGCUGGAGCGGACGAGCAGUGGUGGCUUCUGUGCCAACGACACCAUCAUGCACAUGACGCUGACUUCACUGCCUUUCGGUGGCAUCGGACUCAGCGGCAUGGGCCGCUACCACGGCCGUUUUACCUUCGAGACCUUCUCGCACCUCCGCUCGGCCCUGCUCCGUGCCGACGGCCGGGAGGCGCUGAACAGCCUCCGCUACCCGCCGUACGCCCCGCGCCGCCUGCCGAUGCUCCGCACCACCGUGGAGAGCCGCCGCCGCACCGCCGCCUGCACGCUGCUCUGAGCGCCGCCUCAAUAAACGCUUCCUUCCGCCCUCAUCUCCGCCUGACCAAUCGCCGCGCCGCCCUGCCGGCCUUUAGCCAAUCCGCGAGAAAGCUC